This is a messenger RNA of Eruca vesicaria subsp. sativa (arugula), 2674 nucleotides long. The record is from the annotation of a GenBank genome assembly. NCBI's taxonomy places the organism in Eukaryota, Viridiplantae, Streptophyta, Magnoliopsida, Brassicales, Brassicaceae.
CUUAUCCUAAAAUAUUUCCCCUUUCUUGCUCCUAAACGUUUCCAAAGUCUUAAUCUGAUUCCUCCUUCCGGACACGCUAAAUCCCCUCUUCUCUCUGGCUUUCUUCAUUUCCUUUCUCAAAUUUCCAGCAACAAACAAAAAAACACAAACCAUUUACUUCAUUUCUUCGUUUUUUUUUCGAUUUUGAGGUAUAUCAUCUUCUUCCUUAUCAAUUCAGCUUAGCUAUUUUCACUUCGAUCGCUGAUUCUUUCUUCUGUGUUUUCCAAAAUAUCCAACUUUUUUCCUUCCCUUUUUGUCUCUUUGAUCAAAGUUUUGAUUGUAUCUUCAGUGGUUUCUAAUCAAAAAAAAAAAAAAAACUUCUCAAAGAAUUCAUUCGAUUUUUAAAAUUGGACGCAAUCUUGAAAUAUCGACACUAUUUGAUUAAAGAAGUCUAACGAUCAACAUUAUGAAGAAAAACGGUGACGUUUCUCUGAAGCAGCCGACAACUUCAGACGGUGUUGUGUCUCGAUCAGCUCGAAGCUCCUUCCGUGCUCUCUCCAACUGCCUUCGUGUAAUCUCCUCCGGUGCUUCCACCGUCGCUCGCUCCGCCGCAUCCGCCGCUUCCUCCGCCGUUAACCGUGACGUCGAAUCUCUUAACGAUCAGGUACUAUGGGCGGGGUUUGAUAAGCUAGAGAAAGAGGAUGGAGAUAGUAGGAGAGUUCUCUUACUUGCGUUUCACUCUGGUUUUCAAAUUUGGGAUGUUGAGGAAACAGAUAAUGUUCAUGUUAUUGUCUGUUCCCACGAUGGACAAGCUUCCUUUAUGCAAAUGCUACCAAACCCUAUUAUUACCUCUGAGGAGUUUGACGAUAGUUUUUCAGACAGCCGUCCGCUUUUAGCUGUCUGUGGUGACAGUUCUUGGGAUGAACAGAGCGGUUCCGACAAUGGUGGAAGUGAAACUGUGGUGGUUCCUACAAAUGUGCAUGUCUACUCGUUAAGGUCUCAGUCUUAUGUGCAUACGUUGAGGUUCCGGUCGGUUAUCUAUACGGUUCGGUGUAGUUCUCGCAUUGUUGCUGUCCUACAAGCAGCUCAGAUUCAUUGCUUUGACGCUAAAACAUUGGUGAAGGAAUACACGAUUGUUACUAACUCCAUCGCGUAUGGCUCGUUGGGUGUUGGAUACGGUCCUCUUGCCGUUGGUCCACGAUGGAUUGCUUAUAGUGGAAGGCGUGUUGCUGACUCGAGCUCCACGCCUUUCAAUCCGGAGAUUAUCACACUGUCAUCUUCACCGGGUGUUGCAGAGUUUGCAAGAGAAUCUGGCAGGCAGAUCGCUUCAAGGAUUGGAACUCUUGGUGACAAAGGGGUCAAGUCGUUCUCUAGGUACUGCUCAGAGGUUUUGCCUAAUCCGUAUAUUCCUGGUUUGAAAGGCAUUGGAGUUGGUAAUGACAAUGUGGUGGAUGCAGAUAACGUAGGAAUGGUUAUAAUCAAAGAUAUUAUAAGCAAAAGCGUUAUAACGCAGUUUAAGGCACAUAAGAGUCCUAUUUCAGCUUUGAGCUUUGAUCCUAGCGGCAUGCUUUUGGUGACUGCUUCGAUUCAGGGACACAAUAUUAACGUCUUCAGGAUAAUGCCGAGAACCUCUACAAGUACAAGUAGUGAUGCGUCUUUUGUGCAUCUGUUCAGGCUCCAGCGUGGGUUUACUAAUGCGGUGAUACAAGACAUCAGUUUCAGCAGUGAUAGCAGUUUGAUAGCCAUUAGCUCUUCAAGAGGGACAAGUCAUCUGUUUGAGAUCAAUCCAGAGGAAGAGUGGAGUGCCCCGGUUCCUCUCUCAGCUGUUAAUAGAAUAAGAAGUGGAAACAUCAGCGGAUGGAUGGGAACAAUGAGCGGUGCUGCUGCAGCUGCAGCUGCUGGAAUGGUUGGAGGCUCUCUUCCUGGUGCAACCGCAUCAACUUUCUGUUAUUCCGUUGAGCAGAAUAAGAACAACCGCUAUGGUUCUUCUGAUAAUAGCUUAAAGAGGAAUAUUCUAGUGUUUGCUCCUUCUGGAUGUAUGACACAGUAUGCAUUAAAGGCAAAUCCGGGUGGGGAUGGUGGUCAUCAUGAGAUGGCAGGGUUUGAUUUUGAGUCUGGUUCAGAGACUGAAGGGAAAGUAGGUGUUGAGCCUAUAAGAAGGUGGUCAAUGAUCCAAAACCAGUCUAGAAGAGAGAUGCAAGAUCAGCACAGUGAUGUAUAUGGAGGUGGAACAAGUUCGGAUUCCAAAAAUAAAGUGUUUCCGGAGAUUGUUAGGAAGCAGAGUGCUGAGGAGUCUUGGAAAGUUACUAAGAAAGGAAAGGAGGCACGUGUGGAGGAUAAGCAUCAGAUGUACAUGUCUGAAGCAGAACUGCAAAUGUAUCAGCCGACUAAGCUACCAUUAUGGGGAAGGAGAAAUUGUAGGUUUCAAGAGUUGGUGUUGGAUGUGGAUGAAGAGAGUAAUAAUGGUGGAGGAGGGGAGAUGGAGAUUGAAGGAAUCCAAACUCGAACGGUUGAAGCAAGAACAAGAGGUUUGGUUCCAGUGUGGGGUUAUCUUCAGUCUCCAAAACCCCAACAAGUGAUGAGAGAUUUCUUGACACUAAUAUUAUGCUACAGAUCAUUCCAGAGUCCAAGGAACACUACACGCGGUGAUCAAGUUGUCGCUCCUCUAGAGGGUCAUGGAACAGAGACAAUUUAA